This is a messenger RNA of Cinclus cinclus, 1851 nucleotides long. It is a transcript of the gene DTX4, whose product is annotated as deltex E3 ubiquitin ligase 4. NCBI's taxonomy places the organism in Eukaryota, Metazoa, Chordata, Aves, Passeriformes, Cinclidae. Gene Ontology annotation, biological process: protein ubiquitination; Notch signaling pathway. Gene Ontology annotation, molecular function: ubiquitin protein ligase activity; zinc ion binding. The transcript has 9 exons. Gene Ontology annotation, cellular component: nucleoplasm. The coding region runs from base 1 to 1851 and encodes 616 amino acids. The record is from RefSeq and is a predicted model, not a curated record.
AUGCUGCUGGCCUCGGCCGUGGUGGUGUGGGAAUGGCUGAACGAGCACGGGCGAUGGCGGCCCUACAGCCCGGCCGUCAGCCACCACAUCGAGGCUGUGGCCCGCGCCGGGCCGCGGGCGGGCGGCAGCGUGGUGUUGGGCCAGGCCGACAGCCGCCUGGCGCCCUACAUCAUCGACCUGCAGUCCAUGCACCAGUUCCGCCAGGACACCGGCACCAUCCGGCCCGUCCGGCGCAGCUACUACGACCCAUCCUCGGCGCCGGGCAAGGGAGUCGUCUGGGAGUGGGAGAAUGACAGCGGGACGUGGACGCCCUACGACAUGGACGUGGGCAUCACCAUCCAGCGCGCCUACGAGAAGCAGCACCCCUGGGUGGACCUGAGCGCCAUCGGCUUCUGCUACGUCAUCGACUUCGCCACCAUGGGCCAGAUCAACCGGCAGACCCAGCGCAAGCGCCGCGUCCGCCGCCGCCUCGACAUGGUCUACCCGCUGGUGUCGGGCACCCUGCCCAAGUCGCAGUCGUGGCCAGCCAGCCCCGGGGCGGCGGCGGCCCCGCCGGUCCCUGCCUGCACCUGUCCCCAGUGCCUCCUGGUCAUGAGCGUCAAAGCGGCCGCCGGCCCCGGCACCUCCACCCUGCAGCCCCGCAAAGCUGCCCCCGCGCCGCCGGCCGCUCCCAAGCCCCCGCUGCCCGCGGCAGGGCCGAAGGCGCCGGACGGCGUGGCCGCGGUGCGCGGCUCGCUGAAGCCGCUGGCGGCGCAGGGGGGCCGAAGGCAGGCGGCCAGCGCACCUGCCCUGAGCUCGGCCGGCGCUUCCAGCAGCCCCCCUGGCGUGGGCAGCGGCAAAGGCUCCCGGCCCAGCCUCGGCACCCUGAACCGGAGCCACCUGCAGCGCCUGGCCAUCGCCCAGUCCCGCGUGCUCAUCGCCUCCGGGGUCCCCACCGUCCCUGUGAAGAACCUCACUGGCUCCAGCCCUGUCAACCCAGCGCUGGCAGGGAUCACAGGGAUCCUCAUGAGCGCGGCCGGGCUGCCUGUGUGCCUGACCCGGCCCCCCAAGCUGGUGCUGCACCCCCCACCCGUCAGCAAGAGCGAGAUCCAGUCCAUCCCCGGCAUCUCCCACUCCUGCCGCAAGACCACCAAGAAACAGGCCAAGAAGGGUAAAACCCCAGAGGAGGUGCUGAAGAAAUACCUGCAGAAGGUGCGGCAUCCGCCGGAUGAGGACUGCACCAUCUGCAUGGAGCGGCUCUCUGCCCCCUCUGGCUACAAGGGGCCCCAGCCAACCGUCAAGCCUGACCUCGUGGGGAAGCUGGUCAAGUGCAGCCACGUCUUCCACCUCCACUGCCUGGUGGCCAUGUACAACAACGGCAACAAGGAUGGGAGUCUGCAGUGUCCCACCUGCAAAACCAUCUAUGGGGUGAAGACGGGGACGCAGCCUCCCGGGAAGAUGGAAUAUCACAUCAUCCCCCACGCGCUGCCCGGCCACGCCGACUGCAAAACCAUCCGCAUCAUCUACAACAUCCCCCCAGGGGUGCAGGGACCAGAGCAUCCAAACCCUGGGAAGAGCUUCACGGCCCGUGGCUUCCCCCGGCACUGCUACCUGCCAGACAGCGAGAAGGGCAGGAAGGUACUGAAGUUGCUGCUGGUGGCUUGGGACCGGCGCCUGAUCUUCGCCAUCGGAACCUCCAGCACCACAGGCGAGUCGGACACGGUGAUCUGGAACGAGAUCCACCACAAGACAGAGUUUGGCUCCAACCUCACUGGCCACGGCUACCCCGACAUCAACUACCUGGACAAUGUCCUGGCUGAGCUGGCAGCCCAGGGCAUCACGGAGGAGAGCCUGGCACAAGAGAAGGACUGA